AUGGCCUCAACCCAGCUACAGAUCCUCCGACAUAAGAUUGCUACUACAGCCAGCAUCACUGCUGAGGGCACACUGACAGGGCUCCUCCAAUGCACGUGCCUCUGGGCCUCUGCAAAAGUCUUGUCAGCCAGCCCUGCCCCCAGCAUCAAAUGUGUCCCUGCCUUACCAAUCACUCCAGCUAUGAUAUCAACUCUGUCUCUAAAGAUUUUGACAACAAUUUGUCAUACAGCUGUUGGUGCUGCCAAAUCAGAUGGGGAAAAGAGUCUUGUAAAAACUGAACAACAGAAGAAACAAGUGGAACAUCAGCUGGAAGAAGAAAAGAAGGCAAACAAUGAGAAACAGAAAGCCGAAAGGGAGCUAGAGGUUCAAAUCCAGAGAUUGAAUGCACAGAAAAAUAAACUAACUAUAGACCUGUAUCACACUAAACAUCCAACUCUCCUCAUUACAGAAGAGUCGAAAGAUCUGCUGCCCGCCCUGCAACGCCUAUCGCAGCGCACGGGAGAUGUAGAGUCUCUGUCUGCUGUCACCGCUACACAGAAGAAGAAGGCGGAUAAGGUGAGUUCCCCAGAUAGAAACUUCUCACUCUUUCACCAUCCAUCUCUGAUGCGCAGUGAAACACUUCUCAAGACACAGUUAGAGCGGUCCUUACAGGAGGAGGCACUGCUGAAAGCGCACGUGACACAGGUGAAGGAAUCGCUGAGGCUAGUCCAGCUACAAAAAGAUGAGUAUGCUGAACAUAUAAAAGGAGAGAGGGCCCAGUGGCAGGAGACGAUGAGGAAAAUGUCCCAGGAGCUUUGCACCUUAAAGAAGGAGAAGCUGCAUGACAUGCAUCGGAUGGAGGAGCUGGAGAGGAGCUUAUCCCAACUGAAACACCAGAUGGCUGAACCCCUGCACCCGGAGCCCCCAGCAGUGCCCCCUGAGGAGGAGCUGCAGCACCUGAGGAAGGAACUAGAGAGGGUGUCAGCAGAGCUCCAGGCCCACGUGGAAAACCAUCAACACAACAAUGAGAACAAGAGCGCACUGCACUUGGAGCAGGAAGUCGAAGAGCUGCAGGAGAAGCUGGGCCAGGUGAAUGAGACAGGAACCUUGACCCAGAAGAAGCCAGAGGCAGCGGUCCCAGCCCCAGGGACUGGGGGCGAGUCUGUGAGUGGGGAGACCCCCCAGGCCCUGCAGGAAGUGAUGGAGAAGGUGGAGGUGAGUGAGUCCUGGAAUAGGCCAAGAAGGGCAGGGCGUGUGGAGAAACUACAACAUCGAUUCACGCAGUACUGGAGGGAGAGAUGCCAUCAGAAAAUUAAACAGCUUAUAACGGAGCUAGAGGGCCGUGCCACAGAGGCAACACCAGGAGGAGGACAUCAUCAGGCUGGCCCAAGACGACGAGAUGAAGGUAGGGUGUGCAAACCCUUUCUGCGGGGUAGGGCCGGGGUGGGGGCGGCGAGUUGCUGUUGCGUUUGUGCUGACCGCAACAAAGGGCACAGAAAAUUCUCGGCCGCUGCCCAGAGCCCUGAUAAUGAGCCUGGUCUCAGGAGCCCCACCCCCCAGGAGUUUGGGGCUGCCCACAAGCAUGGUGAUCUUUGUGAGGUGAGCCUCACCGACGACAGCACUCGAGACUGGGCAAAGGAGAGGCCAGGCGGGUCUCGCGACAACCCGACUGCACAGCCCAUCGUGCAGGACCACCCUGAGCACCCAGGCUUGGGCAGCAACCGCGUGCCAUUCUUUGCUGGGCUUGCUGCGGAGAAGAAGGAGAUAAACAUCACCAUCAUCAAAGAGCUGGUCAAGACAUUUUUUAAAAAGAAAGUUAUAGGGUUAAUCUCCUACACAAUUCAUUUACUUCAUUCGAAUGUUAGAGCUAUUCAUGUUUAUUUGUGUUUCUAAUUUAUAGUUUAAGUUUGUUUGUAAAAAGUUAAAAGAGAGUGGGUCUCUGUGGCCUUCACUGAGGUUCACUCUGGCAUCCUUUAGCAUUUUUCGUUUUUAAUUUCAUAAUUGUAGGUCAUUAGCAUGCAUAUCGAGUUCGCGCUUACAUGGUGGGAGUUCCAACACCCAAAGACCCACUGUUUGCACAAAACUGUUCUCGCUGGUUUGGAAUAGGCUGCCAUGCUUUUGUAAUGUUAUUGCAGCAUGUAUGUUCAUUACAGAAUUCAGAUAAAAUUUGCUUAUAUUCUGCUAUUAUGUUGGAUCUCAUCUUAAUCACAGUGAGCUCUUCAUUAGCUCGAUAUGUGGUUUGCCCUCAAGUGUGCACUCUUGAUUACUUUGUACUAUAUGCCACCGUGAGUACUGACAUUAUAGUUGUUUAAAGUCUGAGAACUGGAAACAGCUCUUCCCCCAUUUUCUGUGUGAAAUGGUGGGAAGGAAAAGUAGAGAAAGAAAUGCCAAUUCCAGCCUAAAGCUUUACUUGCCAAGUUUCCUUAGAAUGAAUUUUACCAAUUUAUGAAUUCUUGUAAACAGAAUUUAUACUGGAAAUACUGAAAGACUUUUCCCCUAAAGUGACAUUAUUGACUGCUGGUGUGAUGCUACUCUAAUGUAAUAAAUGAUUAAGUUGUUGCAAA
This is a messenger RNA of Chlorocebus sabaeus (green monkey), 2543 nucleotides long. Lineage: Eukaryota; Metazoa; Chordata; Mammalia; Primates; Cercopithecidae. The record is from RefSeq and is a predicted model, not a curated record.